Messenger RNA from Mesorhabditis spiculigera, 1977 nucleotides. NCBI's taxonomy places the organism in Eukaryota, Metazoa, Nematoda, Chromadorea, Rhabditida, Rhabditidae. The record is from the annotation of a GenBank genome assembly.
AUGCCGCGAAAACGUCCGCUGGAGGACCUCAGCGGUCCCGGACAACGACGCAGACGGGAGCAGGCACGACAAGCAAAGAUGUGCAAGGCUGCAGGGAUGUUUAUCAGAAGCACGCUCGAGAAAGGCAUCGAGGGCUUGAGAAACGAAUUCCACCGUAAUCCUCGCAUCUACGAUACGGCCAAGUGCACGGUGAGCGGCCGCAAUCCGAAGCUGAACAGAUACAAGUAUGUCGGUUGCCACGAUCACAACCGCGUGCACGUUUUCGGCGCCAACCCCGACGAGUACAUCCACGCGAACUACGUCGGCACCGAGAGGAACCCGAAGCGCUUCAUCUGCACCCAGGGGCCGAUGGAGACGACGUGCGCCGACUUCUGGAGGAUGGUCAUGCAGCAGAAUGUCGAGUCGAUCCUGAUGCUGUGCGAGUUCGAGGAGCAGAACAGGCCAAGGUGCGCCAAAUACUACCCGGACCAGAAGGGACAAGAUAUGAUCUUCCGAACAAGUCAUCCGGCCCUGAUCGUCGUGAAUUCAGAAGGUCCAAUUUUGAAGGAGUUCUCAUGCAGGCGCGGGGAGCCGGAAGUCGUGGUUCAUGUCCGCAAGUUGAAGGUGCGCGACAUCAACUCCGAGUUAAACGUCGAACACUACCAUUUGCGCUUCUGGCCGGACCGCGGCGCUCCUCCUCCCAUCGCCCGUUUCCCGAUUGCACUUCUCGACAAGAUGUCUGCACAAGCAAAUCGGCGGACGAGUCCGAGUCCGAUCGUUGUCCACUGCUCGGCUGGCGUUGGGCGCGUCGGUCCGCUCGUGCUGAUGCAAAGAAUUCUGGAGCUGGUUAGGCUCGGCGAGGAUUUCAAGGUUGAGGACCUGCUAAAGGAGAUGAGGCAGAGUCGCGCGGGCCUGGUCCAGACGGCGCACCAGUACUACUACGUCCACGCCGUGCUCCUCGAAUAUUUUAUGGGCGUCGGCCACUCGCGCCGCUCGGCUCCGUCCUCUCCACUGCCCCAAAUGACGCGAUCUAGUUGCAAGAAACCAAUGUCAUGGACGCGGGUACGAGAAGAGUGGAGUCGUCAGGAUGCCGGGGUCUUUAUCAGACGCACGCUCGACAAAGGCAUCGACGGCUUGAGAGAAGAAUUCAACCGGAACCCUCGCAUCUACGAUACGGCCAAGUGCACGGUGGGCUGCCGCAAUCCGGAGCUGAACAGAUACAAGGAUAUCAGUUGCCACGAUCACAACCGCGUGCACGUUGUCGGCGCCAACCCCGACGAGUACAUCCACGCAAACUACGGGCCGAUGGAGGCGACGUGCGCCGAUUUCUGGAUGAUGGUCAUCCAGGAGAAGGUCGAGAGGAUCCUGAUGCUGUGCGAGUUCGAAGAGCAGAACAGGCCAAGGUGCGCCAAAUACUACCCAGAGCAGCAAGGACAACAAAUGACCUUCCAAACAAGUGGUCAGGGCCCGAUCGUCAUCACGAAUUCUGAGGGUCCAAUUGUGAAAGAAAUCAAAUACACGAAUACGAGCAGCCCAGACGUGGUGGUUGAUAUCCGCAUGUUGAAGGUGAACGGCCUGAACUCCGAGAUCGUCGUCAAACACUACCAUUGGCGCUUCUGGCCGGACCGUGGCGCUCCUCCUCCUUUCCCUCUUGUGAUUCGUAUGCUCGAGAAGCGGUAUUCGAAACAAAACCCGAUCGUUAUCCACUGUUCGGCCGGCGUUGGACGCAUCGCGCGCCAAGGAUUUAAGGUCGAGGACCUGCUAAAGGAGAUGAGGCAGAGUCGCGCGGGCCUGGUCCAGACGGUGCACCAGUACUACUACUUCCACGCGGUGCUCCUCGAAUAUUUUGCCAAGCAAAAGCCCUACCAAUGUCCACUCGGUAACCGUCAGGCGGAUUUCGACAAGUUCAUGGCGGACUACACGAAGGCGGUCGCCCAGGUCGACAACAACAAGUCCACGAUGUCGUACCUGCCGAGUUCCGACGUGAAGAAAGCCACC